AGAGUGGAAUUACACGAAAGAAAAGCACAAAGAAGGGCAUGUAAUGGGAGUGUAGCCACGUCAUCUCCAUAGCUUUCCCUUUCUACAAUAAAAAGACCAAAUAUUUGAAUCAAAUUCUCUUAAUACAAUAGCAGCUACUAACCUCAAACAACUUCCUUCACUUCUCACUGCUUCCUGUUUCUGUACAAAUUGUUCACUUCUUUUCUACCAAGAAAAAAACAGAUAUUAUUUCUACUCCUAUUUGCUUUUCUUUUUACCUUUUCUGCUCACUCCCCUUCAUUCACUUCAGUGGUUCAAUUAAUAAGCAACAAUGGCAAACUUGAUGGAGCACUGUAUUUCAAAUUUGGGAGUGUCGUGUCGUGGAAAGAUUGUCUUUUUACUCGUUCUCUGAUUGCGUUCAAGGUCGCUAUCUGGAAAAAUGUCCGGUGGGGAGGGCAGAAAACUAUCGAAUCAAGAUGUACAGCUGGUGCAAAAUCGUAUUGAACAGUGUCUUCAGCAUUACAUGAAUAAAAAGGAAGUCAUUAACGCUCUCAUCGUUCAGGGCAACAUUGAGCCUUGUAUUACUGAAUUAGUUUGGCAGAGGCUUGAAGAAGAAAAUCAAGAAUUUUUCAAGGCUUAUUAUCUCAAGUUGUUGGUGAAGGAACAAAUAAUGGAAUUCAACCGGUUGCUUUCGGAACAGGUGGAGCUGAUGCGUCGAACCGGUUUAAAUGGGAUUACUCCUUACCUUCCAUCUAAUGGAUCACAUGUUUCACCAACACAGCAUAUCUCGACCACCUGUCCACAAAAUAAUUCCCGACCCGUGAAAGCGGAGAACAUGCAGCAGGCAAAUAUGUUUAAUAAUUGUGGAUCGGCAAUGCAGUCAUGCUUGCAAGGAACUAUUAACGGGCCUGUUCAUAAUAGAAAGAUCGAUGUUUCUCCAAACUUGCUGGUAGCUGGAAACUCGGACAUGGGGUUGUCUCAAAUGAUUAACGGGAAAAGUGUGAAGACAGAAGCUGGUUAUGCUGGUAGCUCGCCUUUCGCUUUUAGUCCACCUAGCAAUUAUCUGGAAUCACGUCCUCUGAUGGGCGAUGCGUCUGUGUCAUCUUUCAGUAGUGUAGAUUCUAACGCGCAGCAUCUUAAUGACACUCUCAUGGACGGCGACACUUCCUCCUUUGGAUUCUUGGCGCAAAUUCCGCAAAGUUUCCCUGAGUUGGCAGCUGAUUUCACCACCAGUUCUGAUUUACUGGAGAGUUACUGUGGGCCUUCCUUCCUACCAGCAGAUGCCAACAACUUUGUGAACCCCCACGGGGAUGUCGAGAAUUUGGACCCUGAUUCCGAAAGUCUGAGAUUUCACUGCUUUGGUGGUGACUGACUGGAUAUCCCAAGGUUUUUGUGUGAUUGAAUGCUGAAUUCUCGGACAACGCCUUCUCCAUUGCCUGCCUGUUCUACUUACUGAGCUUCUCGUCGUUCUGUAAUGUCGUCGCGCUGCAGGUUCUUGUACAUCUGGCUGAUACCAACAAAUUGCUUCACUUUGAAUCCAUCUCAACAGAAGUAGUUUGAUUUUGGAGUCAGAUUUAAUGACUUAUUUUCCAUUUUGGGUGUUUUAGUUGUAUGCUUUUUGUUAGGUUUCACCUACAUUUAUGGAAAUCUUGAUGUAUAAUGUUGCUAAAGUUGUAUAAAUAGGGCAGUGUUUGUGUACAUUGUAUUUGUUUUUUUGGGCUUAGAAGUCAUGUUUCUUUUUUUGUAUUAAGAAGCCUUUUCAUUUUGUGCAGCUCACCUAGUAUUUAUUA
Molecule: messenger RNA, 1769 nt
Organism: Salvia miltiorrhiza (redroot sage)
Lineage: Eukaryota; Viridiplantae; Streptophyta; Magnoliopsida; Lamiales; Lamiaceae
Exons: 9
Coding region: 419-1351 (310 amino acids)
Source: RefSeq, a predicted model, not a curated record